AUGGCAACUGAAAACAAGCCUAAGACUAGAGCCAGUGCCCCUAACAACAACAAGAAGAGAAAGCAACGCUACCUCCCUCACAACAAACCAGUGAAGAAGAAGGGUUCCUAUCCAUUGCACCCAGGAGUUCAAGGCUUCUUUAUCACUUGUGAUGGGGGUAGGGAGCGCCAAGCCUCGAGGGAGGCUAUUAACGUUAUUGAUUCUUUUUAUGAAGAGCUAGUUUUUGGGAAGGAUACUAGUGUGAAGCUUGCAGAGUUGCCUAAUAAACCUACAAAUAAAAAGAUCAAGUUCUCAUAUUCUGAUGAUGAAGGAGACGAUGAGGAUGAGGAUGAUGAAGAUGGCGAAGAGGAUGGGGAAGAUGAGAACAAAUCAGAUUCCCCUGAAGGCAAUGAUUCCAAGAAUGAAAAUCCAACAAAUGAAAAGUUAGGAUCUCCUAGUGUGGUGAAUGAAAACAGUGAAAAUCAAGCAGAAGAAAAUACUAGUCGAGAAGAGGGUUGUAAAAAUGAUGAAAAACAAGCAAAUGAAGCAGAGGAACCACCACCAAAGAAGAAAUGCACAGAAACAUGUUCCCCCAAGUCUGUUGUCCAAGAAAAAGUGGAGGAGAAAUCCAUUGAUAAGCUUAUUGAGGAUGAACUCAAAGAACUUGGAGAUAAGAACAAGAGGCGCUUUCUCAGCCUCGAUUCUGGCUGUAAUGGUGUUGCCUUUGUUCAAAUGCGCAAGAUAGAUGGAGACCCUUGUCCCAAAGAUAUUGUCCAACAUAUCAUGACAUCUACUGCAGCAACAAGGAAACACAUGUCCAGGUUCAUCUUAAGAGUGUUACCAAUUGAAGUUGCAUGCUAUCCUUCAGAAGAGGAAAUUUCAAGAGCGAUUGCACCAGUUGUUGAAAAAUAUUUUCCCGUGGAUACUCAGGACCCACAGAAGUGGAGACUUGAUUCAGAAUCUAAAUCAAGCCAAGAGGUAGCAUCAUGUGAACCUGAAACUGAUAUUAGAAAGUGGAUGCCAGUCUGUUUCUCCGCCCAUGAUCCUAGCAGACUUGCCAUUGGUAAUCCUGCAAAUUUGUCAAUAGUAAGAGCUGCUUUCUGCACUGAAAUCCAACGAGUCGUCACAUUUAGUUCUGAAGUUGCUGUUGAGUUUGCAGUAAUGUAUGAAGCCCGUGCAAAUUCUGGCAUUGACAGGAUGAAAAUUAUAAAUUCAGUGGCAAAAGCUGUUCCUGGACCUCAUAAAGUUGAUCUUGGCAAUCCCGACAAGACAAUUGUAGUUGAAAUUGUCAAGACUGUGUGCUUGAUCGGGGUUGUUGAAAAGUACAAGGAGUUGUCCAAGUACAACUUGAGGCAGCUCACAUCAUCGACACAGUAG
Molecule: messenger RNA, 1356 nt
Organism: Dovyalis caffra
Lineage: Eukaryota; Viridiplantae; Streptophyta; Magnoliopsida; Malpighiales; Salicaceae
Source: the annotation of a GenBank genome assembly